This is a messenger RNA of Carassius carassius (crucian carp), 3400 nucleotides long. Its product is annotated as E3 ubiquitin-protein ligase TRIM7-like. The transcript has 2 exons. NCBI's taxonomy places the organism in Eukaryota, Metazoa, Chordata, Actinopteri, Cypriniformes, Cyprinidae. Gene Ontology annotation, molecular function: protein binding; zinc ion binding. The record is from RefSeq and is a predicted model, not a curated record. Bases 952 to 2577 code for a protein of 541 amino acids.
CUUCUGGUGAAUUUAAAUUGAUAUAUCCUACAGAUGGGAUGCUUUUCCUGAGGAGCUUCAGUCGUCUGACUCAUCCUUAAGAGACACUUGAGCACUUUCAGAGUUUGAUAAAAGAGUCUCGAGAUUUGCUGUAGACUUGUAAUGCACUUACUCUUGCACACGAGCUGUUUCUAUGCCUUGUUCUGACAGGAUUGAUUGUGUUAAAAAGUUCUGAACAAAUCUAUCUGUUCAUCUUUACAAGACAAUUUGAUAGACACACAAGUACUUACUUUAAGAUUAUUAAGCUUUGAAAUAAAAGUAUUAUGUUCCUCUGAAUCUAAUUUCUUCACCAAAUAUGUUUCUAAAUAUGUCAACACAAUCCGAAGUAUUGGAUUUCGAUCCCCUUUCAAAGAAGCCAUAGCGUGACUGUGUUAGACCACGUCAUUUUCAGACAGUCAUAUCCUUUCCUUGACAAAAGUACCAAACUUUUCUGGUUAGCGCAGCAGGAUGAAGCACUCGCAAGGUUUUCAGAUGUGGCACAAAGAGAGCCCCCACAUGGAGGAAUUAGUGUUUACUAAAAACAUGGAGAAGCAUAGCACAUGUUCUUUGUGAAACGUUGGUUUCAUUAUUAUUAAUUUCCUCUGGUUUAUAUUUUAUUUCUUCAGUGACCAUCUGAAAGUAUACCAUUGAGUUAUGACCGCAGAACAUGAUGUGCUUUUUAAAAAGCCUAACCAGCAUGCAUAGAUACCCUCAGUGGUUCAUUUAUCCAAUUUUCCAUUAAAGAUUUUUGUUUUGUCCAUAAACACAAUGUCAUUACUACAAAGCAUUCUCACCAUGCUGGUAGAAACAAUUGCAUUUCUCGGCGAUGCCGUCUGUACCUGGAAUGUUGCAGCACCGGCUCAGAACAGGAUUUAACAGUAACCGCUUCUCAAACCCGACAUACAGAAGUGCUUUCACUCAGUACCUGUAGACAUGUCUCAAAGCAAACCUGAGGAGCGUCUAGCUUUGGAGUUGAGCUGUGCGAUCUGUUUGCAGUUGUACCGUGAUCCCGUGGCCCUUCCUUGUGGACACAAUUAUUGCUUGGGUUGUAUACGAAAUGCUGCCAGCGCAGAAGAUCCCAAGUCCCCAAAACGGUGCCCGGAAUGCAGGGAAGAGUACGGCAGCCCUGAGGCGCUUCCCAAGAACUUCAAGCUCAGCAGUAUCGUGGACGGGUUCCUGGUGGCCACGACCAGCGGUGGACUGAAAGGAGGCCCAAUGGUGCCAUGUGACCAGUGCCUGGAUGACCCUGUAGCUGCGGUGAAAUUCUGUACACGCUGUGAAAUGUCACUCUGCCCCGGCCAUCUAAAAAAACACGAGGAACGGCACCGCUCGCUGCACGUCUUAGUGGAGCCGUCUGCAGAACGGGAUGGGAAGAGGUGCCCGGUGCACUUGAAGGUCACGGAGUACCUGUGUGCGCAGGAGCGCCUGUUCCUCUGCUCCGAGUGCCUGAUGGAGGGCACUCACCAGCACCACGAGGUGCAGACGUUCGAGGUGGCGAAGGAGGAAAUGAAGAGAGUUCUUGAGGAACUGGGGAAGUCUGUGUCUGACAAGCUACAGAUUACAGAAGCUCUGGUGAAAAGUGCCAGUGAAGGUCCUACGGACAAGGCCGAAGAUAAACUGGUAGCCAGAGCAAACAUACUGCUGGACAACAUGACUUCGCUUAUAAGUUCAUACAAGAGUCGUAUGAGCACUGAGAUGAACGACAAGCUUCAUUCUCGGGACAAAAGCUGGCAGGCCAGUCUAUGCGACUUGGAGGGUUGUCUACACCAGCUGCAGGAAGCCCAAAAGUGCACCGGUGAGGUUCUCUCUCAGUCCUCAGAGUUUCUCUUCAUCCAGAACUACCUCAACGUCGAAGCAAGGAUCCGCCAGGCUGCUAACGUCACCAUCCCUGCUCUACCUUCACAAGAGUCUUCCAAUGCCAAGCAUCUGCGCUCAAACCUACGUACAGACGCCUUCCAUGCUGAGAUGAGUCUUCUGUUGGAGUACCUCCAUGGCUUGAUGAACCCUCUAGACCUGACCUUCAACCCAGCCACGGCCCAUCCUAGCCUUCUGCUGUCCAGCGAUCUCAAAACAGUCAAGCAGUGUGCCGGAGUUAAGAGCAGCACCAAUGGAGAUCAGAGCGAACGCUUCUCCACGGCCACUCAGGUCAUGUGCACCCAGAGUUUCUCCACAGGAGUUCACAUGUGGGCAGUGGAGGUAGGUCCUGGAUGUAUGUGGUCUCUGGGCCUGUGCUAUAAAAGCAUCCCACGCAAAGGUGACCACAGCAGGCUGGGGCAUAACACCAGUUCCUGGAGGUUGCAGUGGAAAAGCAAGAAGAUGACGGCGUGCUACGACUCGGCUAAUGUGGCUGUAGGUGAAGGGCUGGUCAUGCCGCCAAAGAAGGUCGAAGUGACCCUGGAUUACGAAGGAGGAACUAUUGCAUUCCACAGCUCAGGAAAUGGAGGGCGAAGACAACACCUUCAUACAUUUAGUGCCGUGUUCAAGGACACAGUAUAUCCUGCGUUCGCAAUCCACUCUACUUCAGAGGAGUCAUGGAUAACUCUUCUGAGUGGAGCUUGACUGACACCAGCAUGCUUUCAUUUUCACUCUUGGAUCAUUCUCUUUGUCCUUUUUUAAUUCUUUAUGCUUUAUUAUGCCUAAUCAUCUGCACUUGUAAAGAAACACCCAGACACAGUCAUGCCAUGCACAUUUUAUUUACUAAAGAAAAAAUCUUGUAACAACUUAAUGCAACAGUUCUUGAUGCAUAGUAAAAAUUUUGGUGUGAUAUUAAAGUCUUCAUUUAACAAGUUCAAUAAAUACCAACAAUUUGUACAAUAAUCAAUAAAUGUAGUUACUAAUACAAUGGGAAAUGGCUUGAAAAUUCAAGAGGACAAAUAUGUGUCGCCUCAGUUUCAAUAGGCAUGAUGCUUCUGGAAGUCAUAAAUACCAGAGCAAAGCCACUGCAAUUACAAAUUGACUUCUUUUAAACUGUGAAUGAAAUGUUUGCGCAACACCUACAAGUAUCGGCAUACACCUAAAAAUAGGAGAAUCUGAAUGGGUUUUGUUUAAAUGUUACUUAAAGUCUAGUUUCCUUGGCCCUAAAUAAGAUGAGUCUUUUAAGAAAGUAAUCUGUACAUAGUGCGUUCUAUCCAGAGGUCAGAUCUUUCUGUCUCUGGGAAACAAUCAAAUUCAGACGCUCUUCAGAGCAUGAACGUUAUCAGUGCUUUUGAGGUAUGUCAUAAGAGUUUUGCAUGUAGUUUCACUUUAAAAAAUGGAAAUGCCAGCAAAAGUUACAGUAAAAGACUGCAAACUGCAUGCACAUGAUGAUUACAUUAACACACAUGCUAACAAACAACAUCCUUCAGGGGCAUAUGUGCAGUUUUGCCGAUUAUAUUAGGUUGUA